AGGGUUGUUUUGGCGCGCGUGCAGAUUCCGCACGGCACGAGGACUUUCGCUGUGCGGGACGGGCUUGUAGCGGGGCCUUUUAAACCGGGUUUUAAAGUGCACCAUGGGUAAGAAGCAGAACGGCAAGGCCAAGAAGGAGGUGGAGCCAGCGGAGGAGUUUGUGGUGGAGAAGGUCAUCGACCAGCGCAUUGUGAAUGGGAAGGUGGAGUACUUCCUGAAGUGGAAAGGUUUUUCAGAGGCUGACAACACCUGGGAGCCAGAGGAGAACCUGGACUGUCCCGAGCUGAUCCAGGCCUUCCUGGCAGCGCAGAAGGGCAGCGCCGAUCGGCCCGACCGGCCCGACUCCAACAAGAGGAAGAGCACCAGCGAGGAGCCCGAGCAGGACAGCAGCAAAGCCAAGAAGAAGAAGGAUGCGCAGGGUGAGAAGCCUCGAGGAUUUGCCCGGAACCUGGAGCCGGAGCGGAUCAUUGGUGCCACGGACAGCAGCGGGGAGCUGAUGUUUCUCAUGAAAUGGAAGGACUCUGACGAGGCCGACCUGGUUCCAGCCAAGGAGGCGAACACGCGCUGUCCGCAGGUCGUGAUCGCCUUCUACGAAGAGCGCCUGACCUGGCACUCCUGUCCAGAGGACGAGCAGCAGUAGGCUCUGCCCCUGUCCCGCCCCCUGCCCCUCCCCCAUAGGUGUAGUCGUUUUUUUUUUUUAACCUGUCUCUUUUGGGCAGUUUAGUUUUUAAUGUUGGUGCAGGGCAGCCACAGUCCUGGCUGUGCUGCACACGUUUUUAGCACUAGGAUGUCUGGGGGGGUCAGCAGUGGAGUUUACAGGCUGGUGGGGGUGGGGGUGGGGGGCCCCCACACACGAGAUCCACAACCUUUGGAAAGCACCACACAAGGGCUGGUGGGAGAUGUAGUCAUGAACUGGUGUGACAGUCCUCAGAUGCUAAAGACUACACUUCCCAGCAGCAAUAAGCAUUUUCCCUGCUGAGCCCUGCUCAGGCCAUGUGCUGGCUGUUACCAGGACAACCUACACCAUGGUAACUAUGGAAAUGCCGCAGGUGUGAUGCGGCUGGGUUGAAGUUGCAGCAUGGUUGCAGGAGUGUGUGACUCUGGAGGGAACGAGCAGAAACGCCUGUUUAAUAAGCCGUUGUUUCAGUGUCAGUUUGUCUGUUUUGUAGAUGUAAGACUGGAACCUCAGAGCCGAUUGUGCUUUUUUUUUUUUUUUUUUUUUUUAAUUUCUCAAACCAUCUGACGAUUGGUCAGUUUCUUUCUUUGCCAC
Megalops cyprinoides (Indo-Pacific tarpon) is the source of this 1270-nucleotide messenger RNA. It is a transcript of the gene cbx3a, whose product is annotated as chromobox homolog 3a (HP1 gamma homolog, Drosophila). Bases 104 to 640 code for a protein of 178 amino acids. The transcript has 5 exons. Lineage: Eukaryota; Metazoa; Chordata; Actinopteri; Elopiformes; Megalopidae. Gene Ontology annotation, cellular component: pericentric heterochromatin; nucleus. Gene Ontology annotation, molecular function: chromatin binding. Gene Ontology annotation, biological process: chromatin organization; negative regulation of transcription by RNA polymerase II. The record is from RefSeq and is a predicted model, not a curated record.